Molecule: messenger RNA, 4623 nt
Organism: Pungitius pungitius (ninespine stickleback)
Lineage: Eukaryota; Metazoa; Chordata; Actinopteri; Perciformes; Gasterosteidae
Gene: zdhhc3a
Product: zinc finger DHHC-type palmitoyltransferase 3a
Exons: 7
Coding region: 204-1139 (311 amino acids)
Molecular function (GO): palmitoyltransferase activity
Source: RefSeq, a predicted model, not a curated record
UUGGCUCCCUUCCGCUACGUCAUGACGUCUUGUAGUUGGUGAGGAGGCGGAAGACGUGCGUGUAACCAAGGGGGCGCAACAGAGCAGCAACUACCGAGAAAGCCCACGAAGGAUGCCCGUCUACGAGUAUGCGGUGACUGAGACUGAGGGCCAAAGGCGCAGUGGAUCCGGUGGCAGCAGCGGGGGUCUAGCUUAGAUGCAGCAUGAAGAGCCCGGUGCACAGAUGCAGGGAUGUGGAGCACGGGCGCGGGCAAGGCAGGGCCGGGGCUCGGGCCAACUGCCAACAGGCCGAGCAGCGCAUCCCUAUCUCCAAAGACGUGAUCACUUCCUCCGCGGCCUCCGCCAUGUGGUUCAUCAGGGACGCCUGUGGCAUUGUGUGCGCCAUCAUCACCUGGCUGCUGGUGUUGUAUGCAGACUUUGUGGUGCUGUUUGUAAUGCUGGUUCCCUCAAAGAAUCUGACCUACAGCAUUGUGAAUGGGACUCUCUUUAAUAUUCUGGCCUUCCUUGCCCUUGCCUCACACCUCAGGGCCAUGUGCACUGAUCCGGGGGCAGUACCAAAAGGGAAUGCCACCAAGGAAUACAUAGAAAGCCUUCAACUGAAACCAGGGCAGGUGGUCUACAAAUGUCCCAAGUGCUGCAGCAUCAAGCCUGACCGAGCACACCACUGCAGUGUUUGCAAACGCUGCAUACGCAAGAUGGACCACCACUGCCCGUGGGUAAAUAACUGUGUUGGGGAGAACAACCAAAAGUACUUUGUGCUUUUCACAAUGUACAUUGCACUCGUCUCUCUUCACUCUCUGGUCAUGGUGGUCUUCCAUUUCCUCUACUGCUUUGAAGAUGAUUGGACAAAGUGCAGUUCCUUCUCUCCUCCAGCAACAGUCAUCCUCCUCAUACUCCUGUGCUUUGAGGGUCUCCUCUUCCUCAUCUUCACCUCUGUGAUGUUCGGCACCCAAGUCCACUCCAUCUGUACCGACGAGACCGGCAUAGAGCAGUUGAAAAAGGAAGAGAGAAGAUGGGCUAAAAAAACUAAGUGGAUGAACAUGAGGGCUGUAUUCGGACACCCUUUCUCCUUUUUGUGGUUUAGUCCGUUCUCCACACCUGACCAUGGGAAGGCUGAGACCUACCAGUAUGUGGUGUGAGAGCUUGAGGCGGCCGGGUCAGAACCACGUUGGGGAACGCCGUCCAGCCCCGUAGCGCUCAGCUGGGGCCGUCCGUUGCUCCCGAUGCUGAAAACGAUUUACAUUGUAUCCCCCCCCCCACACAUUAGCCAUGGACCGCUUCCCAUCUGCCCUUUGUUUUGCCAUCCAAAUGCGCUGUGCGUUUCCUUUUGUGUUGCCCUGUGCGUUGAGUUGCAGAGAAAAAGAAAGCACUUUCAUUUUGCGAAUCCUGUUUGAAUUUGUUUUGUUUUGUUGUUGAAUCAGAAGCCUUUUCUUGAACUAUGUUUACUCCUGAAACUUGUAACCCUGGACGACUAGAACACCAUCUGCAUGGCUACAUAGCACUAGUGGUAAGUGCAAGUUUGGAUGAGUUGACCCUUUUAAAGCAUCUUGUCAGAUGGUAAGGAGUGGCUGAUAGUAUGCCAGCAUAGAUGCCGUUCCACACAACGCGAUUGGUUGAUGCCUUAAUCCUUGUAGUGAAAGACAAAUUGUCCCACCAGUGAUCAUUUUUUUGCUGCAUAAUAUUUUAAGAUUAUUUAUUUUUUAAUGAUGUUUUAAAGGGGAGGUUAACCACGGGGGGGUGGGUAACAGCCUUUCUGACCCUUAUACAACACAUGUAAGAAGAGUCUAAGCAUCAGCGUUGUUGAUUGGUAAAAUAUCUCUCUCUAUAUAUAGUAUAUAGUUGUGGCUUUUUCCUUCUUUUUUUUUACCCAUCGAAACCUCAACUCUGGGCUUCUACCAAAUGGAUUAAUUUGAAUGCCACAUCUCUUUGUACAGUACCAAUGUAUUCAUUGUAAAUACUGAGAUCCCUCUUUCACUCAGAAAGCAUUUUUAAAUGUUAUUGAUGGGUAAAUGGGUGCACUCGCUUUUAGAAGUCUCUUGAAAUAAGCCAAACAGCAUGAAAAAGUAUAACAAUGACCCUCAAAGUGUCCACCACUCACUUGAGGGUGACCGGUCAAGUACACGCGUGUCACAUGAUCACAGUGUCCCUUUGAAGUCUUGUGUUUGGGCCUCUCGACGGGGUGAAAUGUCCCUCUCAAGAGAACUGGUUUCGGCAUGUAGGCUAAAGUUUUAGAAAUUGUAUUGUUGUCUCUUUAGGACACAUAUGUCACUAAAUACCUUUCUCGCAAAUAAGAAGCAUUUGUUUCUUAGAAAACACUAGAACACUUGUCUGCCUUUAGUGGUAGUGACGUGAAGUCAUGUGACAGGAGUGUAGUUUAUUUGUAGCUUAAUGUGUUUUUUUCUUUUUUUUUUACUCUACCAAUAGCAAAGCUUCCAAAUAAUGGAAGAAUAAUUUCUUGCUGAACAAAACAUUUCAUCAUAAACUUCAGAGUUUAUUUUCUACAAUAAUGCGAUGGAUCCUGUUGGCUUUCUGAAGAGGGAACUAGUGUGAGGCCAACUCUGACACAAAUACCUCCUUCCUGCACCGUUCCAUUCCAGCCUCCUUCCUUUACUUUCAUCAAACACCUUUACAUAAGUACUACAAUGGCUGAUUCACACUCAUUUAAGAUUUUCUCCUGUGUGAACUGUGAUCUGAAGUAUGCAUUGUAUGCUCCUAUUCUUUGUCUACAUGAUAUGUUGUGUAUCCUUGGUUAUCCGAAUGCAUGGUGCAGGUGGAGCUUAGUCCACUGAUGUGAAACACUGCUGGUGUGAUGACGGCGAGUCAUCGCUGUGAGAGUGAUUUUUUUUUUUUUACUGAAAAUUUUGUUUCUUUUUAAAUAUUCAGAAAAUAUGUCAGCAAAUGCACGGGAAAUAAAAAUACUUCUCAGUUGCAAUGCAAAGACAGUGUUUACGUAUGUUUUGUUUCCCUUUGGUUGUUGAGGGCCCUGCUCCACCCAAAUGUGUCUCCACCUCUCACCUAGUGUGCCCGUGAGGUUACAGAAGAGGUUUCUGAUUUCCCUGCAUACAAUCCUCUCCCAUCCCCUCUGCCCUUGUCCUUCAUUCAGUUCUAUAUUAACUCUCUGCAAACGGCCUCCUCCCAUGCAACGUUCUCUCUGCGCUCCUGCAUUUGCUCUGGUUAAUAACUCAUUCUGCUGAAAGCUCUCUGAAGCAGACAACUCUUUGUAACCGAGGUAAGCUCGUAACCGAGGUCACGUUAGCCGCCCCGUCUCGCUAACCAGUCACAAGCAUGCGGCUUCCAAUUGGAAGGCCAUAGUACGCUUCAUUUCUUUUUGCUGUUUCAGCCAUUCUUUAUAUGAAUGUAACCGGAUGCAUGCGCCACCGUGACCUUUUUGACUUGUUUUCUCGUUCCUCAGGUUUUUUGUUUAUUUUUGCAUGCAAGUCAUUUUGUGUUCUAUUCUGGGCACGUUUCUUGAACAAGUGAGUCGCAACUGAUAUAUAAACGUAUUCAAAGGAUAGACUUACAGUACGCAUUUGUUGUAUGUACAUUGAAAGAGGAACCACAUCGGCGCAAAGUUUAGCCGCGGCUAAUAUUUGUCUUUAGCCAGCUGAGUUAGACGAAUCAAGUGUGAAUCUAAAAUGGUCUUUUUUUUUUAAAGCAAAUGAUUUUAUUGAUACCAAUGCCUUUCGAUUCAGUCAGAACCUUUAUUGAUUCCCUCACCUACUUAUCAAUUAUUUAUGCAUAAAAUUAACAUACACAGGUUUUUGGCAGCAGCUUGACUGUUCUGAUCGGAGCCUAAAACCCAAAGUAAAGCAAACAAAAUGUUACGUUUUAGCACUCUGUCAACCAGAAUGUGAGGGGCUAGUUGCUAACGUAAUGUUAGCUAAUGUUGGCAAAAGCACCUGGAAACCAAAUACUGCACAGCUUUCUGACGUCAGCACGUUCCACUGUGACAAGUCACAUGUCAUAAAAUGAUCCUAAAACUAAUUCUAAGUUAAAAACACAUGAUGCCACCGGUGGCAUGCAAUUUCGACAACAUUGUGAUUUGAUCGUAGAACUUGGAAAUAGCUCUCAACUGGAUUCAGUCCCUCGAUUCUUAUCCCUAAUGAACCGUGUAGAACCACCCAAAUCCUGCUGAAAGAUUUGCUGCUCUUAUAUCUAUAGAUACCGAACCGUAGCUCACGUGAGCUCACCGGUAAAACAAAAGAGAAGGAGACGAAUCCCAGGCAUUCUGCUGAAGCCUCGUAGUAGCUGCUGGUCUGAUCCCACUGGCUGCUUUCUCCUUCAACAUACAUAAAACAAAUGAGUUCUGUAGUAGGAUAGUUGAUUUACAAAUCAUCUUAAACCUGAUUUGUGUCUGAGGAACAGACCGGUUCGCCGACUCAUCAUCCCGUGUCAUCGUUGUGUUCAAUGGUGCAUGUAGAAGACAACUGGCCCUCAGGUCCUCAUUGUUGUGUCCUCCUGGCCCUCAGGUCCUCAUUGUUGUUGUGUCCUCCCCAGGGCAUCGAGCGGCUGAAGGGAGAGACGGGGCGGUGGGGGAACCUGCCGUACUGGGAGGCCAUGCAGGCGGCGUUUGGCGGCCCACUCUCUCUAGCGUGGUGCAGCCCCUUUGCACAGCUGAGCUGC